Molecule: messenger RNA, 966 nt
Organism: Trypanosoma conorhini
Lineage: Eukaryota; Euglenozoa; Kinetoplastea; Trypanosomatida; Trypanosomatidae
Product: cation transporter
Exons: 1
Coding region: 1-966 (321 amino acids)
Source: RefSeq, a predicted model, not a curated record
AUGAGUGAACGGAGUGCCUCCGGGCAGGAGCCGCCGACGUUGGAGUCCGGCGGCGCGUGGGACGAAGCGCAGUCCCCGCUAUUUGGGUCCCACCACGCACAAGGGGCGGUGAAAAGCAUCCAACGGUUUCACGAAUUGUUCCAGAGCGGUGUAAUCACCGAGGAGGAGUUCAGUGCGGCGAAGGCCCGUAUCCUUUGUUUGGAGGCCAGGCGUUCUAGCGGGUCAGUCUCGCUGGAGUCACACCGCUCGGGGAGGCACAGGCGCCGCGGGAAGCGCAGCAGAGAAAGCAACGACUCGCGCGGCAGCACGGGUUCCACGUACCGUGAAGAACGAGGCAAGAGCCGCAGCCGCAGCCGCAGCCGCAGCCGCAGUAGUCGCAGUAGCCGCAGUAGCAGUAGUAGUAGUAGUAGUAGUGCGUCGAGUAGCUUCAUGAUUGCCCCACGCGCCAAAGUCUGGAACUUGCUUGCCUCUGGGAGCGACACGGAUAACGCCAACAGUGCUGAGCGUGGUGCGGGCGGCAAAGAGAUCCCCGGCGGCCUGCUACUGCCCGUGAUGGAGAAGGAGCGGCUGCCUGCGGUAGUGGUGCAUGCUCCGGCGGGAGAAACGUUGCCGUCGUCGCCCCCAUCGAUGGCCCAGCAGCGGCGGUACGGCACAUUUCAGCCGCAGUGGGUAGUGCAGCAUCCGCAGCGGCAACGGUCGCGUGUGCCGCUGCGGCCGGCCUGCGAAGUGCGCGUGGAAUACUUUAAUUGCCUGGGCGCCCGUGGUGACCGGUUCAGCGACGUCAAGCUACGUGAGGAAGAAAUGCGGCCCCCGUUCUUUUUGCGCAGGCGCACCUCCCACCCCCUCGGUGCCCCGGGUGUGCGAACCUCACAGUCCGAGCCGGACUUUUCGACUGGGGUGGGAGAAGAGUGGAAGGCAGAAGGAAGACUCGUCGGCCUCGAGCACGUCGACGAAUCCAAAUCUUGA